CGCCCCCUGCGCCCAGCAUGGUAAUGGCCGAGCCUCGGCGGCCCCCCCCGCUGCUGCCCCGCGGGCCCGGGCCCGUCCGCGUCGGCUUCUACGACAUUGAGGGCACAUUGGGCAAGGGUAACUUCGCCGUGGUCAAGCUGGCGCGGCACCGCAUCACGCGUAGCGAGGUGGCAAUAAAAAUCAUUGACAAAUCUCAGCUGGAUGUUGUGAAUCUCGAAAAGAUCUACCGUGAGGUGCAGAUAAUGAAGAUGUUGGAUCACCCACACAUCAUAAAGCUCUACCAGGUGAUGGAGACCAAAAACAUGCUGUACCUCGUGACAGAAUUUGCCAAAAAUGGAGAAAUUUUUGAUUACCUCGCCAGCCAUGGCCGACUCAGUGAGUCUGAGGCCAGGCGGAAGUUCUGGCAGAUCCUGUCAGCAGUGGAGUAUUGCCACAACCGGAAGGUUGUGCACCGAGACCUGAAGGCUGAAAAUCUUCUGCUUGACAACAACAUGAACAUCAAAAUAGCAGAUUUUGGAUUUGGAAAUUUCUACAAGAGUGGUGAGCCUCUGACGACGUGGUGUGGAAGCCCACCAUAUGCAGCUCCAGAGGUCUUUGAAGGACAGCAAUAUGAAGGACCCCAGCUGGAUAUCUGGAGCAUGGGUGUGGUUCUUUAUGUUUUGGUCUGUGGAGCAUUACCUUUUGAUGGGCCAACGCUCCCCAUACUGAGGCAGCGAGUUCUGGAAGGAAGGUUCAGGAUACCUUACUUUAUGUCAGAAGAUUGUGAGCAUCUGAUUAGAAGAAUGCUGGUCCUAGACCCAUCCAAACGGUUAACGAUUGCUCAGAUUAAGGAACACAAGUGGAUGCUGAUAGAAGUUCCUGCCCAGAGAACUGUUCUUUAUGCCCCAGGACAGGAGAACCAGCCUUCCAUUGGAGAGUAUAACGAACAGGUUCUCCGGCUAAUGCACAGCCUUGGAAUAGACCAACAGAAGACUAUAGAGUCACUGCAGAACAAGAGUUAUAACCACUUUGCUGCUAUCUAUUACUUGUUAGUGGAAAGACUCAAAUCGCAUCGAAGCAGCUUCCCUGUAGAGCAGAGAUUUGAUGCUCGCCAGCGCCGCCCAAGCACCAUUGCUGAGCAGACAGUAGCCAAGGCACAAGCUGUGGUGCCAUCAGUGAACUUGUGCUCAGAAAACACGAGGCUGCUACGGUCCCCAGGACUUCCCCCCACCUCAGGAGCAGAGGUCUUUUCAUUCCCUCCGUCCAACUGCCAAACAGAGACGGCAUUUCUGGAAGAAGAAAGAGUCAACACACCAAAGGUAAAUGGCUGCCUGCUAGAUCCCGUGCCUCCCAUGAUGAUUCGAAAGGGAUGCCAGUCACUGCCAACUAGCAUGAUGGAAACCUCAAUCGAUGAAGGAAUAGAGACGGAAGGCGAGGCAGAGGAUGACCCUGCGCAGGCAUUUGCAGCCCUGCAGGCAGCUCGCUGUGGGAAGCGGCGUCACACCCUGGCCGAAGUCACCAACCAACUAGUGGUGGUGCCAGGCACAGGCAAGGUCUACUCUUUGGAUGAGAACUCCUCUCUGGGCAGCAGCAUAGAGUCAGAGUACAACAUGGGGUCAGUGCAGAGGAAUGUGGGCCUGCUGGGCGAUGCCCCUCCGCUGAAGGAUGUGGUGCCGCUGGCAGCACCGUUCCUGGGGCUGCGGCCGACCAACCCCGCCAUGCAGGCUCUUGCAUCCCAGAAGCGUGAGACUCACAACCGCUCCCCUGUCAGCUUCCGGGAGGGGCGCAGAGCGUCGGACACUUCCCUCACACAAGGUAUUGUAGCAUUCAGACAGCACCUCCAGAAUCUGGCACGAACCAAAGGAAUCUUGGAGCUGAACAAAGUCCAGCUACUGUACGAGCAAAUGAGAUCAGAAGAAGAACCCCUUCUGCCAUCAGCUGCCCCCCAGCUUCAGGACCUUGCUACCAGCUCUGCACAGGAAGAAAGACCUCAGCAGCAGGAGGCUGCGGCCACUUUCCCCAGUGGUGCACAUACCCCAGUGUUAUCCCGACGGCAGAGCUUAGAGACACAGUACUUGCAGCACAGGCUCCAGAAACCCACCCUACUAUCAAAAGUUCCAAACACUUGCCAGCUGUUCUGCAAAGAAUUGCCCCGGAGUCUGGAACAGCAGUUACAGGAGCACAGACUGCAUCAGAAGAGACUCUUUCUCCAGAAGCAGUCCCAGCUGCAGGCCUAUUUUAACCAGAUGCAAAUAGCCGAGAGUUCGUACCCAAGGUCAAGUCAAAUGCCACUUUCAUGCCAGGAGGAGCAGCAGCCAUCAGCACAGCAGCAACCAACCCAGUUCAGCCUCCAGCAGACUCUAAGCCCUGUCAUGGAGCCUUCCUCAGAACAAAUACAAUAUGACCUCUUCCUCAGUCACUACCAGAAAGUACAGCUGGAACCACCACCGCCCUCCCUGCUCACCAGCUCAUCACGAUUGUCAUCACCAAUUCAGCUGCCGCCGCCACCACAAUCCUUACAGUACUCCUAUCAGACUUGUGAACUGCCUGUUGUCACCUCUUCUGAGCCAGACUACCCUGACCAGUGCCAGUAUUCCAUGGACCCAGCACAGCAGAGCAGUGUAGCAUUGCCUGACAGCCAGGGCAGCUUGGCAGCCCAGGAGCCACAGUCAAACUACGAUGCACUGACCCUCUCAGAGCUGCCCGGACUCUUUGAUUGUGAGAUGAUGGAAACUGUAGAUCCCCAGCACAGCGGCUACGUCCUGGUGAAUUAAUACCAUGGGUGUCUAACAUGAGAGUGGAAGCCAGGGUGGAUGGAGAAGCAUGUAAAUUUUUGGCUUUGUUCCAACCCUAAAGUUUCUGAUCCUUCAGUCAACAAGGGAACUAAAAAUCCACCUGGCCAGAAAAAAGCUGGAGAUGGCUAGAAGCAUGUGGCCACCAGCUUCUCCUUUCAGUGGCUGGGGCUAGACAAACAGUUCAGCUUGGUUGCAUAAAGAACCAGUUUGUGUAGAAGGAGAGGAAAAAAAAAAAAAAAAAAAAUAUAUAUAUAUAUAUAUAAAGGAAGUGGCCCC
Centrocercus urophasianus (Greater sage-grouse) is the source of this 3050-nucleotide messenger RNA. RefSeq names its product salt inducible kinase 2 (gene SIK2). The record is from RefSeq and is a predicted model, not a curated record. Gene Ontology annotation, biological process: microtubule cytoskeleton organization; protein phosphorylation; intracellular signal transduction. Gene Ontology annotation, molecular function: protein serine/threonine kinase activity; tau-protein kinase activity; ATP binding. Gene Ontology annotation, cellular component: cytoplasm. The coding region runs from base 18 to 2753 and encodes 911 amino acids. NCBI's taxonomy places the organism in Eukaryota, Metazoa, Chordata, Aves, Galliformes, Phasianidae. The transcript has 15 exons.